UUGCAGCACACUUUGAAGGAAAGCCCAAACCUAGGAGUUCAAUUUUCAUUUUAAAUUAAUUCCGUGGAUCUGCUGUAUUUUUCCUGUCUCUGUUGCUGCUGGGAAAAAUAUCCUACAGUGUGUCACAGCCAAAGGUUAACAUGUUUUGCUUCCUAACUGACUAACCAGAAACAGAAAUGGAUUUACGAAGCACGCCCUAUCGUUCCGAAGUGGCCCGCUGGUCGCCCAAUGACUUGGCAGACUACUUUAGGAGGUUAAACUUCAAGGACUGCGAGAAAGUUGUUCGGAAACUUAACAUAACUGGACAAAGAUUUCUGAACAUGUCUGAAAAUGAUAUUCAGAAGUUUCCAAAGCUAAAAGUUCCCAUUCUAACCAAACUAAGUCAGGAAAUAAACCGACACGAAGAAAAAAGAAGCAUCUUUCCUAAAAGAACACAGAUACAGAAAUCUCCUGAAAAUACAGAAUAUAAACAAGAGGAGGAGGAUGGCUGGUCCUCCUUUGAUGAAAGUGAUGGUUAUGAAAGCCCAGAUGACUAUCAGACGGGAGAUGCUGUUGAUUAUGAAACGCCCAAUGAUCAAGACGGGGUUGAGGAUGAAAAUGAGGCAGAUUAUGAACCCCCUCCGUCAAAUGAUGAGCAGAUCCUCCGCAAUACUAUAUUUCCUCCAAAACCGAUUCUGACCAUUUCAGAUUACAUAGACAGACCUGCAACAGAGAGAGGUAAACCACCUCUCCAGCCUCCUGUUCCCCCACAGAGGCCUAUCCCUAGCCCCAUACCAGGAGCAUCUCGAACCAGAAUCCGUGAGACACCUUUCAGUUCUCCUUCAAGCAAUAAUGACAGUUACAGAGACAAAAGUGCAAACCUCUUUAAACCACCAAUUGAUCGAAGCAAAAAACCACCAAUGGACCGACCUGGGCCAACCUUUGAGAGAGAAAGCCUCGGAGCUGGCAAACGAGCUUUUCCUGACAUGGCUCUGACACCAAAGCUCAGAUCUCUGGCAGAAGACUUGGCAAAGAUACAGAAGCCUCCUCUGCCACCAACUGAGAGAUUCGAAAAAAACAGUCCUUCCUCUAGAAGAAUGCUGCCACCCACAAAGAGCAAUCAGAUGCUUGAAAGACAGACAGAAAUGGAAUCUGACAAUAUUCUCCAAAGGCCAGUUCCACAGCCAUCACCUCAGCCCUUCAACACCUUUCCUUCCAGAACCACUAAGUCUAAUAUAAUUCCUUUACCACCCAAAACGAAGCCUGACCUACACACAGAAAGCAUUUCCUCAAGUGCAUCAUUACCACCCCGUCUUCUGCCAAGUAACCUCUCCAGAACUUUUUCCAAGACCCCAGCAGAUGGCAGACCACCGUUACCAAUUCCCAGUAAACCAAAUGCAGAAUUUCCUAAAGCUGAUAAUGAAAGAGGGGAACAAAUUUAUAAGGGUCAACAACAUCAAAAGUGGUAUGUUGCUGAUAUCACCCGGUCAGAUGCAGAAGUUGCACUUAGGAACAUAAACCAGGAUGGUGCAUUUUUAGUAAGAGACAGCUCCAAAAAAUCAGUUGAGCAGCCAUAUGUUCUAAUGGUGCUUUACCACAACAAAGUUUACAAUAUCCAGAUACGUUAUCAACAAGAGACUCAAGUCUACUUCUUGGGAACUAGCUUGAAAGGAAAUGAGGACUUCACUUCAGUGGCUGACAUUGUUGAUUACUUCAAACGAAUGCCCCUUUUGUUGAUAGAUGGAAAAGACCGAUGCUCAAAGAAGCAAUGUAUGUUAACAUAUGCUGCUGGUACUCUUUAGAGGAAAGAAUGCAUGAAGAUCAAGUUCAAGCUCCACUUUGUCUUUUCAAGUUAGAGGAGUAAUUGAUUUGUGUUGGAUGAACUGAGAU
Protobothrops mucrosquamatus (brown spotted pit viper) is the source of this 1869-nucleotide messenger RNA. RefSeq names its product lymphocyte cytosolic protein 2 (gene LCP2). The record is from RefSeq and is a predicted model, not a curated record. Gene Ontology annotation, molecular function: protein binding. Gene Ontology annotation, biological process: intracellular signal transduction; cell surface receptor protein tyrosine kinase signaling pathway. Lineage: Eukaryota; Metazoa; Chordata; Lepidosauria; Squamata; Viperidae. Bases 177 to 1781 code for a protein of 534 amino acids. The transcript is spliced from 21 exons.